GACUCACUAACUCAGCGGGAUCAUCCCGCUCGUGUGAGUUAUAUUCCAAACCUCCGUAGCCCACAUUAGAUAUUCCACCUUGCUUUAGUUGCUUCUUGUAUUGGUCUUGGUCCUCUCAGAUUCGAUUCCACUACAAUCUUCCCUUUGAAAAUUCAGGAUGAACUGAGAUUUCUUGAAUUGAUUUGCUUCUGUGAGGUUUUAAGUAUUUCUGAGUAUAAGUGAUUAUGGCAACACGGCGUAACGUGCAGUAUUCACGUCUACCUGUAGACGAUGAUGAUUAUAAUGGAAGUUCAGAUGAUCCGCGUUUUGCAUAUACUCCUAAAUCAUUCGAUAAGAUUCCAUGGAAGUCCAUUUUACUAGCGCUUUUCCUUCUCUUGCUUGGAUCGUUGCUUCUCUUUCUGGCUUUCUUUAUCUUAUCUGGUCAUAUGGGAGGCGAAAAAUCUCAGGCUUAUGGCCUCUUUACACUUGGUGUCCUCGCAUUUCUUCCUGGGUUUUACGAGACCAGGAUAGCUUACUACUCGUGGAGGGGUGCACAAGGGUAUCGGUUCGCAUCUAUCCCUGGUUAUUGAGGUUGUUUGGGAGGUCUCUUCUUCAGGAUCGGUUUUGUCCUGGUUUAUUCACUAGCAUAGUGGCAUGUAACUAUCGAAUUGCAGUUCUCUCCAGAGGUAGUCUUAGUAGUUUCAUAUUGGUUUCAUGAUCGAAUAUUUCAUUUUGUGUUGAGAAUGAUCCAUGCCUUUGUAUCUCUCAAUAUAAGUAUGAGUGCGUACUAAAUGUCUUUGGUAUGUGUAUAUAUGAGGAUUAUACGAUGAAUGGUAUCUGCAGUAAAACUGUACAUGAAUCUAGAGCUCAUUGAAUUGUUUCGCCAGUCAACUAUUUUCGGGCUCAGGUUAUCUCAGUCAGCUUAAUUGUCUUUGUAUGAGCUGAACUCUGUAUAGGGAGAUCCGUCGCUGUGCUAACAUUUAGAUGCAGUGUUUAGAUUCAACAUGUCAUGCUAUUUGUGGAUGCUGGUUUUUCUUGGUAGCCAUCUUGCAGCUCCUGGUUUGUUGCGAGGUAUUUUAGAUUCAAAUAGAAUAUGCAACUCAAGAUGGCACCAAGAUAUAUGGCAUAUGGGCAUGCUGAAGUUACAGAAAGUUUUGGCGCAAUUUUGGUGUUUCGGGUAGCUUAAAGAUCACUUGGGGUGCGAGGGUUUGGUUUAGAUGUUUCUUGUUUCUCUUAAAUAGCAUCAGUUUCCUGUAUUAAUGCUAUGUUAUGAUGAUUACCUCUUUUUCUGACA
Molecule: messenger RNA, 1273 nt
Organism: Papaver somniferum (opium poppy)
Lineage: Eukaryota; Viridiplantae; Streptophyta; Magnoliopsida; Ranunculales; Papaveraceae
Product: transmembrane protein 230-like
Exons: 3
Coding region: 225-569 (114 amino acids)
Cellular component (GO): endomembrane system
Source: RefSeq, a predicted model, not a curated record